AUGAAGCGAACCUUGAAGAGCCCCAAGUCCCGUGGCGGCUGUCAGAGGUGCAAGUCGAAACAUGUCAAGUGCGACGAGGCCAAACCAGCAUGUAGAAUGUGCACGGCGAAUGGUGUCGAGUGUCCUGGCUAUGUCAAGCAGAUCAGGUGGUCGAACAAGCACGAGGUCUACGACCAACCGCGGAAACGGCCGCAGACAGAGAGCAACUCGGUAGCACAGUCGGCCUCAUCGUCAAGCAGCAAUUCGCAGUUCGGUGUCGGCGCAAUGUACCAGACACCACCCGAGGCGGAUGCUCGGACCAUCAGCACGGCCGCGCAGGCUUCCGCCAUGCCCAUCCCGAGUGGAGCGUCCAACGAGAUGGGGGAUGUCCCAGAGUGGCCAGAUAUCGAUCUGUCAGGCUACGAAGACUUCGGAUUCACAGCGCCUCUAAUGGAGCCAUCUUUCGACUUGGCAGCAGAAGGUGGUCUGACAUAUCCUUUCUCAUUCCCACUUGAGGACCUCAUGCCCAAUCUGGCAACUUGUCCCGACGACUCUCCUGGCCAAGCAAGUCAGACAUUGUCCGUACUACCAGCACGGAUAGCAGAGAACGAGGACACGAAGCGGAAGUUGAAGGAACAGUCAAGUCGUGCUUCUGGCUCCACGGGACUUCUCCAAACUUUUUAUCGCUUGUCGCAACCGAGCAAGGUACCAGGCUUUUCCGACCAUGACUUGGUCAACUAUUACUUCAACAAUAUUUGCACCGUGUAUUCUUGCUUCGACUCCGAUCUGAACACAUUCCGGACGUUGACGGCUGACUUGUACCCGAAGAGUCAGACGGUCCAUCUGGCGGUGCAAUUCAUGUCACUGGCCCAUCUGGCGAAUUGGUAUCCAUACCUCAAUGCGCUCGGACUCGGCAAACGCUCUGAGGCAUGGACAUCUCUACAGCGAGAUCUUCAGGCCUUGCAGAAGCGAAGUAAAGAAGUAGACGUGGACGCAGUAAUGCUCAGUCUGUUGCUGCUUGGACCUACUGCUGCAUGGCAUCAAGCGAGCAGUCUUGGCCUACAGUACCUGCUAGUUGCUCGAAAUCUGCUACAAGGACAACUACAGAGGAACGACUUGGUAGCAUCGCCGCACAAGGACUUCUUUCUCAGCGCGAUGAUGUACUGGGAAAUGCUGACGAGCUUCGUCGAUCCAGUACCUCUUGCACCAUUGUCAGGACUCAAAGCGCCAGAUCUUACCCUGCCAACACGAGACAAGCCAAUGACACCUCACCCUUGGUCGGCUGUCAUGGAUGAUGUCUGCUUCCUCCUCGCUGAGAUUGGCCGUGUGCUCCGCAGGCAGCGCGGACCACAACAAAGUGGUCUCCCCAUUCAGAGAAGAGGCCACGAACGCCCGAGCGUGAUCGAUGAUGCUUGGACGAAGACAUUGGAAGGUCUCCUCUUAGAGCUUCAACUUCCCUCGCCGGAUGACAUCGUCGACUACGACGACCCAAGAACACCUCGCAUUGACCUCUCAAAAAUGGCUGAUGCGUACAGAUAUGUAGGCUUACUGGAGAUCUAUGGCGCUUUCCCAGCGCUGCUUAGAGAGACCUUGGGCUUAGGCACCAUCCCAGCCGCGCUUUCAAUCAUCACACCCUCUCGAGAAAAAUACCCUGAUGAAGUCCACGCCUGGCUCGCAGCGAUCGCGAUCCAUAUUCUCGACCUCGUCAAGACUGUGGCGAUUACAUCUGCGGCUUGCCGGCUCCUUCCCAUGAUCCUGAUGUGCGCCGCGAGUCAACUGCGUCUACCUCCUGUCGUCGCCGCGGGUGGCUCGUCUCCUGGCCAUAACGAAGUCAUCGACGCGAGAUAUGUGGUGGAGGCGCGAAUGCUCGUUCUUAGCAGGAAGUAUGCACAAAAGCCUGUGCUGCAGAUGGUCGACAUCGUGAAAGAGACGUGGGAGAGGCUAGAUUCAGCUGGUGGAGGGGGCGAAAGAGCACACUGGAUGGAUGUCAGUCAAGAGAAGAGCUGGCAGACGAUUUUCGGGUGA
Molecule: messenger RNA, 2004 nt
Organism: Fulvia fulva
Lineage: Eukaryota; Fungi; Ascomycota; Dothideomycetes; Mycosphaerellales; Mycosphaerellaceae
Product: Beauvericin cluster-specific repressor
Exons: 1
Coding region: 1-2004 (667 amino acids)
Biological process (GO): positive regulation of transcription by RNA polymerase II
Cellular component (GO): nucleus
Molecular function (GO): zinc ion binding; DNA-binding transcription factor activity, RNA polymerase II-specific; transcription cis-regulatory region binding
Source: RefSeq, a predicted model, not a curated record